GUCUUGUCAAACCAUAGCCAUGGGUUGGGAAAAUUUUCAAUUUACAAACUUAUUCAACUUAAAAAGAAUGAGAAGGGAGGUGAAGUGACUAAAUAGGCUCUAGAAAGGAAUUAGGGUUCCUGGAAUCUCUUUUAUCCACCUUCUUCUCCUCUCUUUUGGAUUUCCCUUCUCGACUGCUAGAUUUUAACCUUUUUUUUUUGUUAUCUUGUUAUCAGUAUGCUAGGUUUUCCGUGAAUCUGAAUCGAUUCGAUCUGUUAAAUUUUUCCCGAAGAACAAAAUUUUGAUAAAAGUUGACACCUUCUAUACAAUUUAGAACUGAUUACUAUGCAAGGAUUGCUGAAAUCAAAAAGGAUUUCUUGGGCUUCUGAUGGAAAUCUUUGUCAGGUUAGGCUCUUUCUUUCAGAAGAACCUCCAUCUCAAGUUGGUUUAGGUGGUCAAGAUCACCUCGAAGCAAAGAAAAGUCUAUCUGGUUCGCCUGUGAAUGGAUUAGUCGCAGAAGACAAUCUCCCACCAGGAUUUGAAGGUUUUAGUCCUGCAAAUCAAUUGAAGAACAGGUUAGCGCAGAUUCCUGUUAUCAAAUGGCGGGCCCCUCCAAAAUUUAUAUUGGAUGUUGAGUGGCAAGUUGUCAGCGGCCAAGAAAGUAAUGAGAUAGAAAUCCAAGAUCAACGAGAGUUGCGAGUGCUUGAAGCAUAUUAUCCACGACAAUCAGCAAUUCCUCCGAACCCCGCUGUUGCAUCAGACAUCAAGUGUGCUGUUCAGGACGACAAAACGGUGCCUAUAGUUCCCAUUACUCCCAUCGAGGAAGAAGACCUGUCAGAGGAUCCUUCGGAUUUUGCUGCUUCAGCAAGUGCCACCACUAGCACGAAUUCGUUGGUGUCGCAAGGGGAAGUUUCUUUAUCUCAAGGUGUUACGACAAAUUUUAGCAACGGGAUAUUGCCCGCUGUAUUACCGAGUCUCAGUCAGGAAGAUGCAUUGAAAGCUGCUCUCACUGCUGUUGCGAAGAGUCAUGAGUUGAUCGACCAUGAAUUACUUCUAAAAAUUUUCAAUAAUCCGACUAUCCUCGAACAAUUAGUUCGACAUCAAGAUUCCGGCUCUCUGUCUCAAUCGAUUUUACCAAUGCCAAUGGAGCGCCCACAGCCUAUCACUAAGCCGCAAUCAUUUUCUCCGGUUGCUCAACUUAACAUGGAAAAAGGAUCAUCAUCGUCAGCUAUGAUGUCAAAUGGGUAUUUAUACCCAUAUGCAAAUGGAACAGUUCCAAUGACCCAUCAGUCAUUAGUCUCGCCCGUUUCUGGAGUCGUCCCUCAAGUGUCCCCUGUAUCGGCUCCGGCUUCUCAUGUGAAGGACCUCAACUACUACAAGAAUUUGAUUCAGCAACAUGGAGGAGAAAAGCAAGUUGAGCCUCAACUCCCACCUCCAUUUCCAAUCCAUCCCAUCCAUCAUCACCAAGGUAUAGAUCAAGAUGUUGUAGAUAACUCAAAACCGAGGGAUGCAAAACCUAAAAUCAUGAAGCCUUGUAUUUAUUUCAAUACUCCAAAGGGUUGUCGAAAUGGAGUGAAAUGUAUUUAUCAACAUGACAUGUCGGGCCAAAAACGGGUUAGUAAUAUCUCAGAAAUGCAGAGUGCAAAGAGAAUGAAGGAGGAUAAAGAGUUUAGAGGAUCUCAAUCAUGAAUCAUUUUCGAGAAUGUUUGGCCCAUAUUCUUGCUUGCCUCUCCUCAAAAUUGUGAUUGUCGGGCAAGUGUAGCGAAAACUCAGUUUUCCGAAGAGCCAAAUGGUGGAAAAUCUGUUACCUUUCAGAUAGCUUCAUUGUGUUCUGGCAAUGUAUACCAAGUGUACUAAUUGGUACGAGAGUUUUCAACCUCAUUUUGGCUCAAAUAUUAUUUUGAUUCGGCUGAUUAUAUUUGUUUGAUUUCUAGGCGCUAACUGACCGAAUUUGAAGGUUGAAAUAAAUAGUUCAUGAGAGGUAUAAUUCGAUGCAUAUAACUUUUCUAUAUGGAACAAUUCACCUUGAAUAUAAGUACAUAGUUGCCGGUUAUAU
Amaranthus tricolor (Joseph's coat) is the source of this 2035-nucleotide messenger RNA. RefSeq names its product zinc finger CCCH domain-containing protein 6. The record is from RefSeq and is a predicted model, not a curated record. The coding region runs from base 325 to 1668 and encodes 447 amino acids. Lineage: Eukaryota; Viridiplantae; Streptophyta; Magnoliopsida; Caryophyllales; Amaranthaceae. The transcript has 4 exons. Gene Ontology annotation, molecular function: metal ion binding.